AGUCCCUGGCUGACGCGACAUUCCUCUGGGUUACUUGGAUGGUGGGACCAAGGGAUCUCAGAUGCAUUCUGUUUUCCUUCCAUGGCUCGCGAAGAGCAGAGCGGUGGAGGCGAACCUGAGCAACUCAGUCAUGCCGUGGUGGCUGCUUUUCCUCCUGAUGUGGGGCCCAGCCAGGUUGGCUCUGGCUAACAUCCAAGAAGAUGAAGCUAAAAAUAACAUCACCAUCUUUACAAGGAUUCUAGACAGACUUCUGGAUGGUUACGAUAAUCGGCUUAGACCAGGACUGGGAGACAGUAUUACUGAAGUCUUCACUAACAUCUAUGUGACCAGUUUUGGGCCUGUCUCAGAUACAGACAUGGAAUAUACAAUAGAUGUUUUCUUUCGACAAAAAUGGAAAGAUGAACGCUUAAAAUUUAAAGGUCCUAUGAAUAUCCUUCGACUUAAUAAUUUAAUGGCUAGCAAAAUCUGGACUCCAGAUACCUUCUUUCACAAUGGGAAAAAAUCUGUAGCUCAUAAUAUGACGAUGCCGAACAAGCUGCUUCGAAUCCAGGACGACGGGACCCUCCUGUACACCAUGAGGCUUACGGUGCAGGCUGAAUGUCCAAUGCACUUGGAGGAUUUUCCAAUGGAUGCCCACUCAUGUCCUCUGAAAUUUGGCAGCUAUGCGUAUACCACCUCCGAGGUCACGUACAUUUGGACUUACAACGCAUCUGACUCAGUACAGGUUGCCCCCGAUGGCUCCAGGUUAAAUCAGUACGAUCUACUGGGCCAGUCAAUUGGGAAGGAGACAAUUAAAUCCAGCACAGGUGAAUAUACAGUGAUGACAGCUCAUUUCCACUUGAAAAGAAAAAUCGGGUACUUUGUGAUUCAGACAUACCUGCCCUGCAUCAUGACUGUCAUUCUCUCCCAAGUGUCAUUCUGGCUCAACCGGGAGUCCGUGCCUGCAAGGACUGUGUUUGGAGUGACAACUGUCCUGACAAUGACAACACUGAGCAUCAGCGCUCGGAAUUCUCUCCCCAAAGUGGCUUACGCAACCGCCAUGGACUGGUUCAUUGCUGUCUGUUACGCCUUUGUGUUCUCGGCUCUGAUUGAAUUUGCAACUGUUAAUUACUUCACCAAGAGAGGAUGGGCUUGGGAUGGGAAGAGUGUAGUAAAUGACAAGUCCCCUUCAAUAAAAGCUGAAGGCUUUAUAUUAACAUACAACACAGUGAAGGCAAUUCUUCAAGGAGCUAAGCUAUUAUGGUCCAAGUAUAUAGCUUUCUCAUGGCCCAAUUUAAUCCAAGGAAAGACUUUAGAGUACUUAGAGAAGUGGAUGGACUGUUUAACCUUCAAACAUGCUUCUAAAAAAGAGAAGGCCUCUGUCAUGGUACAGAACAACGCCUACGCGGUGGCUGUGGCCAACUACGCCCCGAAUCUUUCCAAAGACCCAGUGCUUUCCACCAUCUCCAAGAGCGCCACCACGCCAGAACCCAACAGGAAGCCGGAAAACAAGCCAGCCGAAGCCAAGAAAACGUUCAACAGUGUCAGCAAGAUUGAUAGAAUGUCUAGGAUAGUUUUCCCAGUUUUGUUUGGUACUUUCAAUUUAGUUUACUGGGCCACGUAUUUAAACAGAGAACCGGUAUUAGGGGUUAGUCCUUGAAUCUCGGCAAGGGUUAUUUGGGAGGUGUUUAGCGAUGGUAAGCUUGGUUGGUUUUGCUCUGUACAGUUCGACUAAUAACUGCUAAUUUGUGAACCAACAUGUGCAGUUUGUAUAUAGCGGCAUAGCUCAUCCGUAGACUUUUAAUGGAGACAUGCAUUUGCUAACUCCAAUGGAACCAAGGCAGGAAGCUCCCCAUGCCCAUAGAGCCAUUGCCUUUUGUAGAGAUCUCCCCGAUGACCUGGUGUGAAGUUGAUUUCUGAGCCCCUGUUUAUUUUCUGCUUCCAUGGUGAUGACAGUGGGAAACCUGUACCCCUGUGUGUGGACCCUUCUGCCUUAGGUCUUCGGCAGGAGUGUGUUCUACCAUCAGCUGAUUAUGAUGGAAGAGUACACUGUCAGUCUUAAAAAAAAGAAUUCCUCUGUAGCAGCACUUCAUAUCCGCGAUGUUAGUUCUCUCCAUGAGUGCUCAGAAUCCCUGCUACUGUCAUGGAAAACUUGGCACCCCUAAGAAGAAACACUAGAGAUCCGAAAUCAGCUUUUAAUUCCUCUGCAUCACAUCUGUAGCCAUGUACACGUCACACCAUGACGAACUCAGAUCCUUACGAGUCACCUGACAGGAUGUGCAAUUUGCCUACGGUGUAGGAACCAUUGGAAUGCCAUGGUCGUUACAUUCUUAGCUUCAGCUUUUAUUUGAAAGUAAUCAUUGAACUCCUACAACUUCUUUCAGUCAUUGGAAAUGACCUGAAAUUAAAACAAAAAGAAUAAAUGUGUCUCGUUCCUUCUAGAUAUGCGUUGCGUUGCAGUUGAUCAACUAAAUUUUCUUGGUGCUGGAGACUGCGGAGAGCAUCCAGUUUGGCUGCUGUGGGGCACCAUUCACACUGGAUUAGAAACCUGUGCCAGAAACCCCCGCCAGUGAGGACUCAUGGGUGUCCCGGGCUGUGUCCGAGCACUUCUAUGAUUCUCUUCUUUCCUGUUUACUGCAAAUUUUGCCUUAAGGCUUCCUUUCAUCAGGACUCAGAAGCCACGAAUCCUAAAGGAAAGGGCGGUUCCUUGGCACAUCUUUCGAUCUUGAAUGAGGCUCUUCCAGAUACGAAUUCAUGUAAAUCUGCUUUUGUAAGUUGCAACUUUCAAUUUCACUGACACAAAUUUACAAUAGCUUUGUAUACCAUACGAGGUUUUGGUAAGAGUUGAACAUUUUUAAACUGCUACUUUCAACAUCACCCAUCCAUGUGGAUUAUUGCACACUGACACUCAGACACACACGUAGCUCAGUCGGAAACCACCGUUUUCAAUUUUAUAGAAUUACUAAUAAGGGGGGCAAAAUUCAUUUUCCUUUGAAAAUCUUUUACAGGUAACCUUUAUGCCCUUGAAAUGUGCUACUAAACAUCAACCGUUGUGUCUCGUGCCUAGAUUCAGAGAUUUCGGCAGACUAAAAUACUUUUGACUGACACAUUAGCAGUUAUUAGUUGGCUUUACUAAUCGACGCACCUUAGGACGGUGUUUUUGUAGAAACAUAAGUAGUCAAGUCGUGGCAUCUCUUGCAAUUUUGUACAGUAUUUGAGUAUAGUGCAUCAAUAGGUAUGUCCAUAAAAUCAGUAACAGGAGUAUCUAAUGGAAGUAAGCAAAAUCGCAACAAAAAUUGCUAUUCUUUGCCUCUUCUAAUUUUUUAAACAUUUUCUUUGUUUUAGUGUAAUUCUAUUAUGUGCUUUGCAUGAUUGUAUCAAUACAAGGUCACAAACGCAUCUUAUGAACAGAAUUUGCCAUGAAGACAACCUUGCCAUAAAAGUUUCCUCACACAAGGUAAUCCAUAAUCCUUAAUAAAAUGAAAUUGUUACAUGAGCCAAUAAAUGUAUUUCUUUAAUUCCCUUCCAGUGACACCUUCGUUGUCAUCUAAAUAGUCUUAAAAUGUGCAUUUUAUUCAUACGUAGAAAGAGAAGAUACACUAUUUUGCUACACGUUUAAGUAUAUCAUAGUUCUGUACAGUUUAGAGAAGUGUGCAAAUUGGAUGAGAAGAGAUCGAGGCUGAGGGAUGCAAUAGAAAUGUUUUGUGUGCUGUAAAUACCUAGACACACAGAGAAUACUUCCCUGGUAAGGUCAGCACUGCCCGUCUCGUGUGUAACUCUCAGUUAUAAAUCUGUAAAUAUGUGCAUAUGUAACAAUACUUGUAAAUAACAGCUUCUGUCGGACAGCAGAAAAGACUCCUCUGUACCUUCGGCAAGGGGUGUAAUGUUGACGGCCUCAGCUUGAUUCAUGUUUAUGGCAGAGUGGCCCGAAAAACGGAUGGUCAUUAUCGUUGUUCUGUUUUUAUUUCAGUACUUACAAUCUUAUUUGAAUCUAAUGGCAUUCUGACAGUUCAGAUUUUCCAGCAAACGCGGGUCAGGAUUUUCUGUCAUUUCUCUAACUUCGGCAUUAUGUUUUAUACACUUAAUUCUUCUAACAUUUACAUGAACCAAAAGGCACUUUUGCUCUGGCUGGAGAGAAGGAGAUGCUCGGUGGGAAAGGGUUGUAAAUGGCAGAACCAGCAGAAUCUUUGCAAUCACCCUUCCUCCCAGAACCAGCUGAAGAACAAAAUGUAAAUGGCAGGAUCUUAUCAUAGGGCCAGUUUUUAUAGACCGGCAUUGGUCCUUCCAGCCCAUAAAAUUACACCCGUUUUGUGCAGUCGUACAAUGACAUAAGGAGUUGUGGAAUGUACAAAGUGUAGAUAAAAACUUGUACAUAAACAGAGCCGUAGCUCACUAUUGCACAGCCUUACUGGUUCAACUCAGAGUCACUCAACAAAUGCUCUUUAUCUCCCAUGAUGCACCAUGCCCUGAGCUUGGUGAUAACACACCACUCCUAUCACACUCACAGAAUUUAGCUGAGAAUUGAAAUGUCAUUCCAUUCUUUUAAAGACUUAACCUCAAAGACUAAAUAAAACACAUACACGAUUGAGCACUGAAGUUGUGUAAUGAGCUGUGGUCCCACGCGCGUGCCAAGUUGGUGGCUAUUUUGUUGUGUUCUGUGAUCCACAUUCCUAUUGGUGUGCCUAUAAAAGUGGAGCCAAUCGAAUCAUUAGAUCAGUUUUUGAAAGCGUCAAUAAUAUAUUUUUAAGUGCCAGUCUUGAUGUUUAGAAACCUUUUCAGGGACCUUUGUAUUUCAAAUUUAUCUCAGGUUUGGAUAAAUGAUCCCCUUGAGCCAUGAUUUCAAAAUAUUUUCCUAAAUAGUUCAUCGGCUACUUAAAAAAUAGCACAGAAGCUAUUGUUCCACUCAUAUUUUUGGUAAAUAUGUACGGGCAAUACAAAGACAUGUACUUGUAUUCGUGUGGCCCUUUUCGUGUUUCUGGCUGAGGGCACUGAACUUUGCCCGGUGUGUUCAUGGGUUCCAGGACAACAGAGCUCUGGGGACACGGGACGUGGUCUGGCCUGUCCUUGUUCCAACCCAAGGAGAGCGCGGGCGGUGCGGGUCCCCUGCGCCGUCUGCUUCCUGGGGCUUCCUCGGCCUCUGUUGGCAUUUUCCCCGCGCCUCUUUGGCUGCCCGCAGAGGGUCUGGGAGACAGUAACGUCUGUCGCUCACUCCGCAGUUGGGGGCCGUGUCAGUAGUUUACUAAGAAGUCAUUUCUGUUACUAGUUUGUGGCACGCCUCCAGUCACCCGUGUAUUUUUGAGGCAAUUGCCAAUUUAUUUUUCUUUUUACAUAAGAUGAUUCAGGAACGCCUGUGCUGACUGGCCAUUGCCGUGUCACCAUGCGUCUUCCUUGUCCGUGACAUCUCAUGGGUACCUCGUGCUUCCUGCUCAUUCAGCCAAAGUAUUCAGGAGCAUAGCAUUUGAACUGGGGAGGGUGUGCCUGGUUUUAACUCUGCACGCUCAGGAGCCACAGACGCUGCCGAAGCCACUCAUAGCGGUGUGGACAAGACAAUUCGUGGUGUCUUCCUCUCUUACCUUGGUGCGUUGAAAACAAAUUCGGUGUCGAAUAAAAUGCUUUAAUGUGCAUCAGCUUUUGCUCUCAUCAUGAAUAUUAAAGAUAUUAAUAUUUUCCCUCACUAUGUAAAAGACCAUAUUUUCAUUGAAUUCAGAGUGAAACAGGGAAAGAAGUAUCAAAGGGAAGAAACCAGAGGAGCAUGAGGCUGACGAAGGCAAGCGAGGCGUUUUCCCGUUUUAUCUCCUACGUGGAUAAAUGAUAAAUAUGUUUGUGCACACGGGGCAAUUUUAACCGUCAUCUUUCUACUAUGGCGAACAUCAUGACAAAAAUGCCAAAAUAGAGUUUAUGUGAAAGGCAUUGGGGAAGGUAAUAAUAAAUUAUCCAAAAAUCUAUUUUUUGUAAGAAUUAUGUUUCAUGAUUUUUUUGUUAAAAUUUUUCAUUAUCAACAUAUUUUGACCACCGUGUCUCCCACCCUGUCUAGCUGAAAUACUCCAUUAUUGCUCACUUAUAUAAAGACCAUCUUCUUACAUAGGUAAUUAUACACCCAUCUUCAAACCACUCUGUGUUGUAUUUAACACAUCAUAUCAGCUAAUAUUUCCAGUAGGGGAGAACAUUUCAUAACAUUUUAUAUGUUUAUGUUUCAUUUUAAAGUAAUAUUCCCAAAUAACUUUUUUAUUUUUU
This is a messenger RNA of Tupaia belangeri chinensis (Chinese tree shrew), 6213 nucleotides long. It is a transcript of the gene GABRA2, whose product is annotated as gamma-aminobutyric acid type A receptor subunit alpha2. Gene Ontology annotation, molecular function: GABA-A receptor activity; extracellular ligand-gated monoatomic ion channel activity. The coding region runs from base 62 to 1639 and encodes 525 amino acids. Gene Ontology annotation, biological process: chloride transport; gamma-aminobutyric acid signaling pathway; monoatomic ion transmembrane transport. The transcript has 10 exons. Lineage: Eukaryota; Metazoa; Chordata; Mammalia; Scandentia; Tupaiidae. The record is from RefSeq and is a predicted model, not a curated record. Gene Ontology annotation, cellular component: membrane.